Nannizzia gypsea CBS 118893 is the source of this 4098-nucleotide messenger RNA. RefSeq lists its product as hypothetical. Gene Ontology annotation, biological process: mitotic spindle assembly; astral microtubule depolymerization. The record is from RefSeq and is a predicted model, not a curated record. The transcript has 5 exons. NCBI's taxonomy places the organism in Eukaryota, Fungi, Ascomycota, Eurotiomycetes, Onygenales, Arthrodermataceae. Gene Ontology annotation, cellular component: spindle microtubule; mitotic spindle; cytoplasmic microtubule. Gene Ontology annotation, molecular function: microtubule binding. Bases 1 to 4098 code for a protein of 1365 amino acids.
AUGGAUGAACGAGCCACGGAGCUACUAGCUGCCCUGCGCAACACGUCCCUCUCCGUCGACGCGAAGGUGACCUCGCUGACCAAGCUCAAGUCGGAAAUCAAGCAAAGGCAUGUUCCUACGUCUGCCGCCGGGGAUAUAUUCGAUGCCAUCCGCCUGGCUAUUGCGUCACAGCAUGGCUCCCUCUCCGCCGGUGGCUUCUCUGCGCUCGGUCAUCUGCUGAAACGGCUCUACCUCCAAGAACAGAAUGCUUUGAUCGCCAGUCAGGGACGCCAUACGUACUCGCUGCUGCUCGAGAAGCUCGGUGAUCACAAGGAACGUGUGCGGGCUCACGCUUCCCAGGCGUUUGUGGACUUCUGGCAGUCAGCACCCGCAGACGUUGAGCACCAUGUUCUAGAGGUUGCCCUCGUCGGCAAGAGCCCCAGGGCAAAAGAAACUAGUAUGAUGUGGCUGGUAAAGAUGACAAAGGAGCGUGGGGUUCUGUUCCGUGCUCACGUCCCCAGCCUUGUUGUUGGCCUCGAGGACGCAGACAGCUCUGUCAGAGAAACGGCCAAGGCUGCCGUGAUCGAGUUAUUUCAGAACGCCCCGCCACGAGCCAUAUCAGAUCUAAAGAAACAGAUUCAGUCCCAUAAUGUCAGGAGGUCUAUCACUUUAUCCAUUUUUGCGGCACUUGGUAUCAACUCUAUACCCGAUGCAGACCUUCCUUCCUCACACUCUGGCAUACCUGCCCGGCCUGGAAGCAGUUUCUCCCACCGUCGAGAGGAACCACCAAGGCCCAACUCAGUUCUUUCAACUCGCUCACAUCACCAUCAAGAUGGAAGCAGUCGAAAUGAUGACUCCCAUUAUGCUCCAUCACGGCCUCCUAGAGGUGAUCCGCCCAGAAAGGACGCACUCUCACAUGCUGCUAGCAUUGAGUCCUUAUCCACAGUCAGCGUCGAACACGAGGUCCCCGUUUCUCUUGAUCCAAUUACUAUAUACUCCAACAGAGAAAUUGAUGACAUGUUUCGAGACAUGGUACCCCAUUUCGAAGGGAAAGAAACCGAACACAACUGGCUACAUCGUGAAAAGAGUGUCCACACUUUACGGAGGUUGACCAAAGGAAAUGCCCCUCAUGAGUACCAAGCUCACUACUUGGCAGGUAUCAAACAGCUGCUCGAUGGCAUUCUCAAAGCAGUCAACUCUCUCCGUACCACUCUAUCAGCGGCAGGUUGCUCUCUUCUUCAAGACAUUGCUCGAGUAAACGGGCCAGCCAUAGAACCAAUGGUCGAGAUACUGCUUCAGAAUCUUAUCAAACUAUGUGGUGCUGUCAAAAAGAUAACCUCUCAAAGUGGGAAUCUCACAGUUGAUACUAUCAUUGGUAACAUCUCUUAUUCUGCUCGUCUACUCCAACAUAUGUGGGCUGCCUGCCAGGAUAAGAAUACCCAACCUAGGCUUUUUGCGACUGGAUGGCUCAAAACGAUCAUGAACCGGCAUGCUAAGCAUAAGAAUGCAAUUGAGCACGGUGGCGGUGUGGAUCUUAUUGAAAAAUGUAUCAAGAAAGGCCUAGGCGAUGCCAAUCCGGGAGUUCGAGAAAACAUGCGCGGAACUUACUGGACAUUCGCGACUAUAUGGCCUGAUAGAGCUAGAAGCAUCAUUUCCGAGUUGGAUACGAAAUCGAGAGCUCUGCUUGAAAAGGAUGCCGGGAACCCUAAUGCCGCUGCUCACGCUACGGCUCCCCGCAGUGGACAGUCUCAUGGCUCGUCCUUGAUGAGGAUGUCUAUAAAAGAAACCAUUGCUGCUCAAAAGAAAGCUCGGAUGGCUGCAGCAAAGAACCUCCCUCCUCGCCCAGAGUCCGCUCAAUCUUCUUUCUCCGAGCCAAGACUGGCCAGGCCUAACCUACAGAGGCAACCCGCAUCAUCCGCUUCUGUUCGCACUGCACCUACCGGAACACAGCCCUCAUCUUCGUCAUCAUCAUCCGUCCAAGGAGGCUCGCUCUCAUCGGCUCCAAUGCGGCCAGGCAUGCGCCCUCGUAGACCUGAGCUAUCGAGACCUGCAACAGCUGAUCCUUAUUCCCGAAGAAAUGCUCCCCUCAGCGCUCAAUCCCAGGUAUUAAGCCCGACUAGCAGCCCUCAAAGGUCCAGUCCAAAGACAGCCCCAGCUCCCCGCACAAGGAAACCCCCGGCAAGGCCCAAGUCGAGAAUGGAAGGUGUAACUACAAACACCCUCCAAAGGAAACCCGCAGCGUCUGAGCCUCCAAUGGCUCAACCACUUGAACCGGAAAUUAUCAAAACUAUUAAUCCGGUUGAUCCAGAGCCAGAGCAGGAACGGCAAGUUAUACCUGAGCCCAAAUAUGAACGUGAGCUCGAGCCGGUCAUCCCAGCGCCUCAGGCAGUUGAUGAGGACACCAUGAGCCCAACCAAAGCAAAUGAAGAUUUCACCAUUGUCUUGCCAGAUAUCAGUGAUCCAAUACAGAUUGAAAUUCCUCAGACGCCAGUCCAAGCGUCAGGGAUGCCAUCACUAGGAUCCCCGCUUAAAACCCCAGUGGCAGCGCCAAUUGAAACCCCCAUUGAAUCUCCAAUUGAAGCACCAGCGGAAGUACCUACCAGACCCCAGCAUGAGGAACCAACGGAAGUGCCAAUUGAAGCGCGUGUAUCUACGGUUGAAGCAGCAGUUGAAACAACUGAAGUGCUGGAUGAAACUCCAGCUGAAGCCCCAGUGGAAAUCCCGGUGCAAACGCAAACCGACAUCCCGGUUGAGCCUCCCGUUGAAAAUCCAGCUGAUCUUCAGACUAUCAAUACAGAUCUCGCCGAGUCCCGCAUUGAAGACAUGCCUCAAGAAGCACCUCCGGAUGUCCAUAAAGAGGCGGAUAUCACUAGUGGUCAAAUGACGCCUCCUAGACAGCGCGCACUCAGCUCAACCCCGCUGUCUAAAAUCCCUACUUCUCCUAAAUUCCGCCAUCAUAGCAGGGAGAUUGUUCUUUCCAGUCCCCUCCGCACUCCACCAAAGACCCAUGUCCGGUCCUCUGAGCCAGAAGUUUCCUCCAUUAUCAAGCUCUCACCGCCACCUACCAUUGCUGAAUCCAAUGGAACAACAGCCCUUAAAGUCUAUGAGGAUCCCCAGUCACCUAUCUCAAAAACCUCUGUUGCCUCCCCUAUAACACCACAUUCAAACCGACUAGUCUCAAAGACCAAGCCUCUUGAGGCUCGACCAUUAAACGAAUCCUCAAUUACCAAUCGCAAAUAUAACCAAGAUACCCAGAGCAUUUCUCCACUUUCAUAUUCCCCUCCGGCUCCGGCUUCAAAUGAGAACUCCCAUCGGCGAUGGAAGAAGGUUGAAAUAUCAGAAAGGCGAAGGAGCCUUAGCCCUCACUCUAAAGAUCCUAAUCGGGCACGGGAUAUGGUUGAUAGGGGGCUUAUGAGAAUCCGAACUUCUGCUCUGGACGUCCACGGGUAUAGAAAAUUUCAAGGCCUCAUCCGAUACCAUGACUCUAUCGUAAAUGACGAGGCCAAGUAUUCUCAAAUCCUGCUUGCCCUGUUUGAUGCGUUGGAAUCUCCAGAUGAAAAUAGGGUAUCCAGCACAAGCCGAUCUUUCGAUCUCAAAACGCAAAUCCUCUUCACCAUACGGCUCAUGCUAUCUCAAAAUCGGGAAUUCUUCGCAAAGUUCUACUCCAGAGCAAUUAUAUCAAUAAUCCGGACACGAAAACAUUAUGAAAUCACGAAUCACAUUGUUUCCGGUCUCGAGGAGACAUGCGAAGAUAUUGUUAGCACCUGCAACCCUCAAGAGGUAGUAGAUGAUAUCCUCCAACUUUUGGAAACAGAAGAGAAGUCAACUGAAGCCAGCCGGAUGGUAUCUAUGGGCACCUAUGUCCUUUGCGGACUGCUUCACCGCUUGAACGAAAAGAAGCUCUACUUCAGUGACUCUGAACUUCAACGACUUGGCAAAUUUGCCAGCGAAAACCUUAGAAACCCUCAGCCGGACGUCCGACGUGCCGUUAUGGACUUCUGCCUGGAACUACACGAGAUGGUAAAACCAGAAGAGAAGUUCUGGUCCUUUGUCAACUCUCCCGGGGAGGACGUCCGGCCACUCCUAACAUACUAUAUCAUGAGGAAACCUUCGGCCUAG